This is a messenger RNA of Brassica rapa (field mustard), 3235 nucleotides long. Its product is annotated as cation/H(+) antiporter 20. Gene Ontology annotation, molecular function: antiporter activity. Lineage: Eukaryota; Viridiplantae; Streptophyta; Magnoliopsida; Brassicales; Brassicaceae. Gene Ontology annotation, cellular component: membrane; endomembrane system. Gene Ontology annotation, biological process: proton transmembrane transport; regulation of pH. The record is from RefSeq and is a predicted model, not a curated record.
AUUUAUUAAGAAUCUGAAUUUUCGUACUCGACCAGAUCGCAUUAUAAAUAUUUUUUAUGUAGUGACUUAUGUUUAUGAACACUCUAUUUUCUUUAUAGGCAUAGCAGAUCUAACCGUAUAUUAUCCGAAUUGUGUGUGGUGUAGGAGUUGAGGAAGAAGGGUCUACGUCAUGACAAACAUAAGCAAGUGAACGAUGGCAAAUGCAAUGAGUUGAACUUGGGUUUUUAAAGUUUGGGCUUUUCUUUAUGCCUCUUUGUAUAUAUGUGUUACUUAUAGCUCUUCAUGGGCUUUUUAAUAAAAUGAGAUGCCAAAAAAAAACUAAAGUUUGAUUAGUCAUAUAUCGAAUCUUGUGAGAGUUCGCUACAAGAAAAUCAUAAUAAUGUGACGAAAUUUAGUCACUACUUUCACAUCAUUAAUAUUCUACCACUUCAAAACUGGCGUUGCCAAUGCCACCAUAGUUUCAGUCUUUUAGACUCGUGAACACAACUAGAAGUUAUGAAAGUCGUAAAUACACAGCAUAACAGAGUGCCAAUUCUUGAAAAAUCAACAGAUCUAUUUAAUGAAAAACUAUAUUUUAAAAAGGGAUAGAAUUAUGAUACGUGUCACCUGGAUGCACUUGCUAAAACCCAAUCACGCCGACGUAGCAUAUGUCAAAGACGGUGCCUCGCGUUCCACGUGCGACUCAUAUGAUGAUUCCCACUUCGCUGAUAUGUCAGUCUAUUAUUUUGCAGUUUCCUCUUUGUGAGGUGAGUUUUGUCCCAUGCUGUGAAGAAUUAAUUUGUUAUACAAAAUUGAUGUUUUGGCAACAUAUGCUGUGUUAUCAGAUAAAACAAUAUGCUGUACGUUCAAAACACCAUAAAAGCUGUGUGUAACUUGCAUGCAAUAAUUUACGAUUAUACCAUCACAGUAUAUGUGUGAUGUGUCAACAAAUUACUGUUUCAUACGUAAACCUGGAUUAUUCAAAGUCAUAGGUGAUACGGAGAUUACAAGCAACCUUUCUGAAAAGAGAACGAUUUCCAAAAUGGCCUUUAACAUAACCGCCGUGAAAACCUCCUCUGACGGAGCAUGGCAAGGCGACAAUCCCUUGAACUUCGCCUUUCCGUUACUCAUCGUCCAAACGGCGUUAAUCGUCGCCGUCAGUCGCUCCCUCGGCCUCCUCUUCAAACCUCUCCGCCAACCGAAAGUCAUCGCCGAGAUAGUCGGAGGGAUUUUGUUAGGACCGUCAGCUUUAGGUAGAAACACGGCGUAUAUGCACCGUAUAUUCCCGACAUGGAGCAUGCCGAUACUCGAGUCCGUCGCGAGCAUAGGACUCCUCUUCUUCCUCUUCCUCGUCGGUCUCGAGCUAGAUUUAUCAUCCAUCCGCCGCACCGGAAAACGCGCUUUCGGAAUAGCAGCCGCCGGGAUCACACUCCCGUUUCUCGCCGGCGUCGGAGUCGCCUUUGUGAUCCGCAACACUCUCUACACCGCCGCCGAUAGAACCGGAUACGCCGAGUUUCUCGUUUUCAUUGGAGUGGCUCUCUCGAUCACAGCUUUCCCUGUGCUCGCGCGUAUCUUAGCUGAGCUCAAGCUUUUGACGACGCGGGUCGGAGAAACCGCGAUGGCUGCAGCCGCUUUCAACGAUGUAACCGCGUGGAUUUUGCUAGCUUUAGCGGUUGCGUUAGCGGGUAACGGCGGUGGGGAGAAGACGAGUCCGUUGGUGUCGUUGUGGGUUCUGUUAUCGGGUGUCGGGUUUGUUGUUUUUAUGUUGGUCGUGAUCCGACCCGGAAUGAAAUGGGUCGCGAAACGCGGAUCUCCUGAAAACGACGUCGUACGUGAGUCUUACGUGUGUUUGACUUUAGCUGGAGUUAUGGUUUCCGGUUUCGCGACCGAUCUAAUCGGUAUUCACUCGAUUUUCGGCGCGUUUGUUUUCGGUUUAACUAUACCGAAAGACGGAGAGUUCGGUCACCGAUUGAUUGAACGGAUUGAGGAUUUUGUCUCCGGUUUACUCUUACCGCUUUAUUUCGCGACGAGUGGAUUGAAAACUGAUGUGGCAAAGAUCAGAGGAGCUGAGUCGUGGGGGAUGUUGGGACUUGUCGUGGUUACGGCUUGUGCCGGCAAGAUUGUCGGAACUUUUGCUGCGGCGGUGAUGGUUAAAGUUCCGGCGAGAGAGGCUUUGGCACUUGGUUGCUUGAUGAACACGAAAGGUUUGGUGGAGCUCAUUGUACUCAAUAUAGGCAAGGAGAAAAAGGUGCUAAACGACGAGACAUUUGCGAUACUGGUGCUAAUGGCACUCUUCACAACGUUCAUUACGACUCCGACUGUAAUGGCCAUUUACAAACCGGCUCGUGGCACCAACCACAAACUAAGGGACUUGUCGUCUAGCGAAGACUCCACCAAGGAAGAGCUUCGCAUCCUCGUCUGUCUCCAUGGUCGAGCCAAUGUUUCAUCCCUCAUCUCUCUUAUCGAGUCCAUCCGAACCACCAAGAUACUGCGGCUAAAACUGUUCGUCAUGCACCUCAUGGAACUAACGGAACGAACCUCGUCAAUCAUAAUGGUGCAAAGAGCCCGUAAAGACGGAUUACCUUUCGUCCACCGUUACCGUCACGGCGAGUGUCACAGCAGCGUCGUAGGAGGUUUCCAAGCCUAUCGUCAAUUAGGCCGAGUCGCUGUCCGCCCAAUUACCGCAGUCUCUUCUUUACACACAAUGCACGAAGAUAUUUGCCACAUGGCAGAGACCAAAAGGGUCACAAUGAUCAUUUUACCUUUCCACAAACGAUGGAACGUUGAUCAUGGUCGUGGCCACCACCACCAAGACAGAGGAGAUGUAAACGUACCGGAAAACGUUGGCCAUGGUUGGAGAUUAGUUAACCAGAGGGUUUUGAAGAAUGUAUUAGCAACCUCAGUACGGACAGGCCCAAGACUCUGAAUGAAGCAAUCUUCAAGCCCAAGCCCAUUCCGAUUAUGACUGUGCCAAGUCAUCAAUCCUCUCCAACGGUUAUAUUGAGCAACGACAAAGACAUUAGCAUAAGAAGAGAAGAGAAGAGAAGAGGAAAGGAGAUUGUGACAUCAUGUACGGAACCGUGUGGUCCUGAGCUAUAUAACUCAUUCUCAGCCCUUGGAUCACUUGGAGAAGAAGGAUGAUGACAAGUGUUACAGAAGCUAGGGUUUUCACUUAAGUUUAUGUGUCUAUUUAAGCAUGUUGAUGAACAAUGUAGAACGGCAAGAAUUGAGAAAUAAUAAAAGUUAUAUUUUCAUC